AUGGGCAUCAUUCAUGAGAAGGCGCACUACGCCCUUGCUAUCGCUCUCGUUGCCUUCCUGAUACGCGCUUUUGUCCUUAGCCACUGGAACACCAUCAGGAGGAACGGAGAGCGUCUAAAAAUACCGCCCAACACCUUACCUCUUGUGGGAAAUGGUCUCCAGUUCCUUCAGUCCAGAUGGAAACUCUUCAGUUGGUUCGACGCCUGCCAGCGCAAGUUUGGUUACGAGACAGUCGCUCUCUCUGUUCCCACCCUACCUCCUGGAGUGCUCAUUCAUGACCCUCGGAACUUGGACUUUGUGUUCAAGAAUGAGGGAGUUUUUACCAAGGGCAAUUUCGUCAAAGGCCGAACCUGGGAUCUCUUUGGCAACGGCAUCAUCAACGCCGAGGGCGACUUUUGGAAAGUCCAAAGAAAAGCAGGUCUCAGCUUUCUCAACACCGCCAACUUGCGAGUUCUUACAGAUGUCGCACUUCCCCAGUAUCUCUCAGAAAGCAUUGCCCAACUUAGGUCAAGCACCAAUGGUACCGUGGUCGACCUACAGCAUGUCUUCCAUGAGAUUACCACCAAACUGAUGGGCAAGAUGGCGUAUAAUAUGAAAAUGCAAGCAGACGACGAGUUUACCGUAUCAUUUGACCACGCCUCAGGCGGCACUGCUGAGCGAUUCCAGAAUCCCCUGUGGUUUGUGACCGAAAUCUUCCUGGGCGCAAAACUUCGAAAGUCCAUUGCCGUCGUGAAGGACUUCGGGAGACGUAUCGUCACCAAGGCCGUACAAGACCGCCAAAACCAAAAUUCCCACGAAAAAGGGUUCGGGGAGGAAGAGGAAAAGCUUGAUCAAAUAUCGGGCAGUCUUAUCCAGUCCCUACUCGAUGCCAUCCAGGACGAGCAAAUGGUAGCCGAUGCUGCCUUAACCUACCUCUCUGCCGGCAGAGACACGACCGGUCAAGCCUUGACGUGGACCUUCUACCUCUUGAUGAGACAUCCCAGAGUCGUUGCCAAGAUCCGCGAGGAAGCUGCGCAACUGCUGAAAGACAAGGACGUUGCGCUCGCCCAAGACCAGUUCGACUCCUCGCUUUUCAACCCCGUCACCAUGCCCUACAGCAUGGCGGUGUUCUACGAGGUCCUUCGUAUCUAUCCGCCUAUCCCCUUUGAGAUCAGACAGUGCAACGAAGACGUAACGCUUCCUGAUGGCACCUUCCUCCCCAAGAGCUCGAUCUUGGUAUGGUGCUUGUGGGCAAUGCAGCGAUCAAAGCUCACAUGGGGUGAUGAUGCCGACGAGUUCAAGCCAGAACGAUUCCUUGACGGGAAUAACAAGCUGAUAUCAAGGAACGCGUCCGAGUUUCCAGUCUUCUACGGCGGACCGAGGACAUGUCUGGGAAGGAAGAUGGCAGAAGCCAUUGCUGCACAGGUCAUCCCGACCAUGGCCUGCCUGUUUGACUUCGUCCCUUCUAGCAACGAGGAAAGGACAAGCAAGACGAGUCUGACACUUCCUAUGGAGGGCGGCCUACCCGUGACCGUUCAGACCAGGGCUGAGGAAGAGUGA
This is a messenger RNA of Sordaria macrospora k-hell, 1539 nucleotides long. RefSeq lists its product as uncharacterized. The record is from RefSeq and is a predicted model, not a curated record. Lineage: Eukaryota; Fungi; Ascomycota; Sordariomycetes; Sordariales; Sordariaceae. Gene Ontology annotation, molecular function: iron ion binding; monooxygenase activity; heme binding.